This is a messenger RNA of Aspergillus steynii IBT 23096, 867 nucleotides long. RefSeq names its product profilin (gene pfy1). The record is from RefSeq and is a predicted model, not a curated record. The transcript has 5 exons. Gene Ontology annotation, molecular function: actin monomer binding. Lineage: Eukaryota; Fungi; Ascomycota; Eurotiomycetes; Eurotiales; Aspergillaceae. Bases 67 to 459 code for a protein of 130 amino acids. Gene Ontology annotation, cellular component: cell cortex.
CGUCACUCUCUAUAUCUCCUCUCCCUUUUCCGACCUUUCCCGUCACCAGUUCAUUCCACCGUCAUCAUGGGUGCUCACUCCGCUAUCUGGCAAGGCUAUGUCGAUUCCAGCUUGAUGGGAUCCGGUCAAUUUGACAAGGCCGCUAUCUUGAGCUACGACAUCUCCGGUGUCGAGGCCCAGUCCCCCGGCUUCUCGAUCUCGCCCCAGGAACUCCAGGCUAUCGUGUCUGCCUACUCGAGCGCCGACGUCGCCCGAGGAAACGGUAUCACCGUUGGAGGAGAGAAGUUCAUCACCAUCCGUGCUGAUGAGCGCAGUCUGUACGGCAAGAAGGGCAAGGAGGGUAUCGUUAUCGUCAAGGCCAAGUCCUGCGUCAUGAUCGCCCACCACCCCGACACCGUGCAGCUGCCCAACGCCGCGACUGUCGUCGAGAACCUCGUCGACUACAUCAACAGCGCUUAAACGAAGGUUGAAGGGGAAAUGAAAUUUUUUUGAUGUCGUUUUUAGUCGCCAUAAUCGACAGUGUACCAGCUUCGAAUAUUGUAUCACGAUGACGGUCCUGUUUUCCAUCUCUUUCUUUCUUCCGCCUUCCCUCCGCCGUCUUUCUUAUUCCCGUCCAUUUUCUUAUCAUCUUCACAUCUAAGGCAUAGCUCGUAGACAUGUGCAAUAGGUACUACUACUUCUUCUAGUACGCACUUAAAUUACUUCUUCAAAAUGGCAUUCGCUCGAGGGUUGAGACUCAGGACUGCAGCGUUCGUUGAUUGCAAAUCUUUUGUUUAUUCCCUGGCGGAUCAAUUACUCUACUGGCUGCCUGCAGGUCUGUGUAUGCCUAACUGACUCUAGUUCUUGCGAUUGACUCCUUAUUUGACA